Anopheles gambiae (African malaria mosquito) is the source of this 2965-nucleotide messenger RNA. It is a transcript of the gene FoxP, whose product is annotated as forkhead box protein P1-B. Gene Ontology annotation, biological process: regulation of transcription by RNA polymerase II. Gene Ontology annotation, cellular component: nucleus. Gene Ontology annotation, molecular function: DNA-binding transcription factor activity, RNA polymerase II-specific; RNA polymerase II cis-regulatory region sequence-specific DNA binding. The record is from RefSeq and is a predicted model, not a curated record. The transcript is spliced from 5 exons. NCBI's taxonomy places the organism in Eukaryota, Metazoa, Arthropoda, Insecta, Diptera, Culicidae. Bases 692 to 2425 code for a protein of 577 amino acids.
CAGAACGGUCCAUCAGAAGGAUACUGUCCACCGUGCGGGUUGCAUACCUGCAGGCACUCCAAUCAACCGGCCGUCUGGGUUGUUCGGCCCCUCUUUUCUCCCCCCCCACCCCCUCAAAUCCUGCUUUUUUGUUUCAAAAUCACGCUUUGGCCUUGGGGCGGCCUAUUUCAGCCAGUUUUUGUUUGUGAACCUGUGUGCUGUGAACAAAGGAUUUAUCCUUAUUUAUUUGUGAAACAGUGUGAGAAACUGCUGCAUCAUUCCCCCUCACAAAAUGGCAGUUUGUGCAUCCGUGUGUUUUGCAUCCCUGCCUUCCAGUGUGUGUGUGUGCGUGUGUGUGUGUGUGUGGUGUGAAGAAAGAAAUUCUUCUAUCAGACGCUGGAACCUUGGUUCAUCCGAAAGCCCAAAAGUCAUCGGUCGUCACAUGUUUUGUUUGUUCUGCUUUUCUCUACUCGCUUGUUCAAUUGUUCGUUGCAGCUUUUCCCUUUGAGCAGCGCAGCUUUUGCAGGGUGGAGGCUUAAGAUGAAGACGUCCAGCAUCCCCCGAUUUCCCCUCUGGGCCCACCUACAACCGGUGGGAAGGGGUGCAAUUCGACGGUUUCGAGCAGAGCGCAGACGUGUGCACCAAAGUGCAACUCUCUGCCGUGCUGUGCCCUUAUGUGUGUGUGUGUGGGAGCGGGCAACGCACAGCAGGAAUGCCAUUUUCGUCUAGACACGCCAUCACGCCCGUUGCAGUUGGUGCAGUUCGACGCCCGAGCCGAAAUUUGUCGACACGAUCAACACGUUUUAAAGUUCCAUUUUUUCGCAGCAAUUCCCACCUGGAGGACGUGCGGCCUGGCCCCCCGAACCCGGUUCGAACCAUCGGAACAACGCGCGUUACGAUUGCUGGCAGUGCUUCCGUCUGCUCCCCCCAGCAAACAAAUCGCAUUUUUUUCUUUCUUCUUUUACUAAUACACCAUCCCCUGUGGCACCCUUUUCGCUUUGCAGACGAGCCGGGCAAUGGGUCGUCCUCGUCCCGGGCCGGCUCGACCACGAUCCACCCGCUGUUCGGUGGGGGCGCCUGCCGCUGGCCCGGCUGCGAGCGCGUGUUCGACGAGUUCGACGACUUCUACAGCCAUCUGCACUCGGACCACAUCAACGGCGACUACUCGGCGGCCCAGGCCCGCAUCCAGAUGGAGGUCGUCUGCCAGCUGCACCUGCAGCUGCAGAAGGAGCGCGACCGGCUGCAGGCGAUGAUACUGCACCUGAACAAGAAGAACGAGAUGCUGCGGGCCACGCCGGCCGCCGCCCUGUUCGGCGGCUCCUUCCUGUCCCAGCUGCCGGCCAUACCGCCGCCGCCGCCGCCGCCCCCGCCACCGCCGGCACCAUCAACGCAGCCGCCAUCGUCCGGCUCGAGCGGCGCCCAGCCGGGAGGGAGCGUCACGCCCGUCGGGCCGUUCGAUCUGAUCGCCGGGCUGCGCUUUCCGGCCGAGCUGGCCGCCGACAUGGUGCAGGGUGCGUUCGGGGGCGUCCGGCUCACCCACCCGCAGCAUCACGUCGGGUUGGGCGGUGCGGCACAUCAUCUACACCAUCACCACGGUGCCCAGCAGCAGCAGCAGCAGCAGCAGCAGCAGCCGCAUCCCCAUCACCACCAUCAUCACCAGCCGGCGCUACAUUCGCUGUCACCGCCGGGUGCUGGGUCGCUAGGUGCGGCAACUGGUGGCACUGGCGGCACGAAGUCGUCCAAGGGCGGUGGAGCGGUCCGGCCCAAGUACUUCUCGCCCCAGGACAGCGACGAGCUGAACUAUCCGGACGUGCAGGACGAUGUCCACAAGAACAGGGAGUUCUACCGCAGCCACGACGUGCGUCCACCGUUCACGUACGCGUCACUGAUCCGCCAGGCCAUCAUAGAAUCGCCGGAGAAGCAGCUGACACUGAACGAAAUCUACAACUGGUUCCAGAACACGUUCUGCUACUUCCGGCGCAACGCGGCCACCUGGAAGAACGCGAUACGCACCAACCUGUCGCUGCACAAGUGCUUCGUCCGGUACGAGGACGACUUCGGCUCGUUCUGGAUGGUGGACGACCACGAGUUUCUCAAGCGGCGGCAUCUGUCCCGCGGCCGCCCCCGGAAGUACGACAUCUCGAUGCCUCCGCUGGCCGACCCGCCGGCAGCCGGUGCCGGCGGCCCGCUGCCGACGCCGGCCGGCCGCCCCACCGGCCCGGCGUCCGAGCAGGGGGACCGGGCCGGGUCGCUCCACUCGCCGGCGGACACGCUCGGACCGGACGGCGGUGGCGCCGGCGGGUACGGGGAGGAGGGCGAGUACGGCCGGGAGCCGACGGGCGGGCCCACCGGCAGCCGGUCGGUGCCGGAGAAGGAGCUGCAGCACGGAGGAGGCCGCCAGCGUCACCAGCCGGCCACCAAGAAGCCGGACUACAGCAGACGGUAACGCAAGCCGGUAGCGGAGGGGAAAACGUCCCUGCCACCAUUGCCGUGGUUCCCUUGUCCUCCUCCCCCACUAGCAUCCGGGAUUUAACACACUUUCAGCUUUCACACACACACACGCUCCUCAGCAGGACGCAAAAGGACGGUGCAAACGUUUUUUUUUCUCUCUUCUGAAGAUUUGCAGAAUUUUUGGUGGACUCUUUUUCUCUUCCCCGUAGGUCUCUUCUGCCCAGGUCAACGAACUCCGGUCCAGAAUUGCUCAAUGGUUAGACAAGUGUUGGGAGGGGAGGGGCUCUAAAUGUCCCUUGUUUCAUUGCAAAAAUUUUGAUUCCAUUUCAUUGCAUUCCCGGGGCGGCAAAGUUUCUUCCCACUUUCUAGGCUCUAGGCACCGGCGUAGAAGACAUCCGGCGCACUCCAACCGGCACUGGCGAUGAAAGGGAUGGCGUUGUGGCGAUAUUAAGUGUCCAAUAAAGAGGAUGAUACCUCUCUCACUUUCAACCGAAACACUUUACGCUGAAGGGCGCAAAGGCUUCGAGCGAUCGAA